CUGAUCCCAGAAUCGAUCGCCUGAACAAGCGCCAUCGUUGACAACAGCCCAGGCAGUCAGAUACUUCACAGUUACGAUGGCUGACGCAGGGCAACAACGGGCGCUUACAACUGCCUUCGCUCCCCCACCACCGUUAUGGAAACACUUCACCCCCGAGAACAUCAAGAGACUGGAACAGAUCAAGAAAGAGGCCUCCAAAGGCGAAGAUGGCAAGCCCAAGAAGAAGAAAUGGACACCAGCCGAACUCCGCGAACUGGAUCUACCUCCUGAGCUGCGGUUUCUCGUACCACCAGCAAUUCCGACCUCCGGACAUUACAGUGUCUUCGGGGAGCUUCAAAGCUUGUCGACAGCUCUUCCAUCUCUCCAAGACCAGGGAAUCACACAGCUCUACCCCUCCACCCCGAGUGCCGAAGACGAUCGCCAAUCUCCAUCCGAACCAACGCGACCGUUAAACCACGCAUACUAUCUCCUCAAGAUCAGCAAGUCCCUACUUCUGAACUUUCUGGAGUUUGUCGGCAUCCUUUCUAUUGCCCCGGAACAAUUCGAGGCUAAGGUGGAGGAUCUGCGCAAUCUGUUCAUUAACGCCCACCAUCUUCUGAACCUUUACCGGCCACACCAGGCUCGCGAGUCGUUAAUCAUGAUGAUGGAAGAACAACUUGGUCGAACGAAAAAGGAGAUCGAGGAGAUGGACAAGCUCAAGGCAGAAAUUACGGGCGUUUUGGAGAGGCUAGAGGCCGACGGCAACGCUGCGCAAGCCUCGGCGCAAGCCGACAAGGAUAGCAAACAGAAUUCAGCUACGGAUGCGCAGGCCAUCGAGGACGCAAAGCUGAUCUGGGAUCUUCUGGACGAGAAGACCAAUGGCUGAGCAUGACUACCAACAGACUGCUUCCAGCAUUCUACGACCCGCAGCUUGACAAUUCCGAGCCAGAUGGUGUGACCGUACUACAGAUGGCAGUACGCGCUUAUCCGCUUCAAAGAAGAAUGAACUUGGGAUAUCGGUACUAUUCACAAUUACUGGCCAAGCUAUAUCAAGUCCGCGACAAGGAAUUCCCAUCGACCACUGGGCAGACGAGACCUGCACAACGCGCUGCGCGGUAUCCCCACAUCGAAUCACGGGCCGUCAUUCUUCCAUGGGAUCACGUGCCACACUAAUCUCUCCCGCGCCUUUAAAUUCCCACUCAUUUUUCCUUCCGCAGUUCAUCUUCACCGAUCACUUGGUCAAGGCUUCAUGAUGGCCCUACCUCCACAACACUCAGCAUAUUAGCGACUUGCAGUUACUGUACUAAUG
Molecule: messenger RNA, 1288 nt
Organism: Aspergillus homomorphus CBS 101889
Lineage: Eukaryota; Fungi; Ascomycota; Eurotiomycetes; Eurotiales; Aspergillaceae
Gene: med7
Product: mediator complex subunit MED7
Exons: 2
Coding region: 77-865 (262 amino acids)
Biological process (GO): regulation of transcription by RNA polymerase II
Cellular component (GO): mediator complex; core mediator complex
Molecular function (GO): transcription coregulator activity
Source: RefSeq, a predicted model, not a curated record